AUGACGACAACAACAACAAGAAACUUGUGCCUCAUGCUCGUGAUGAUGCUCUUCACGGUUCUAAUGGGAUGUUGUUGCUCGGCGAAAAUCUACAAAGUCGGAGACUCCGAGGGAUGGACGGCGAAGGACGACGCCUAUUCUGAUUGGGCUAAGCUUAAGGAAUUCCAUGUGGGCGAUUCUCUCAUCUUCAAAUAUGAUCGCAAGUACAACGAUGUGACUCAAGUCUCUGGUGCUUUGGAAUACAAAUUCUGCGACACUUCCUCUCCUAAAGCCGUAUACAAGACAGGACACGAUGUCGUGACUCUCACGGAACCAGGUUCUUACUAUUUCAUCAGCUCAAAUCCUACUCAAUGCCUAUCCGGACAAAGACUCGACAUUCUUGUCGUCCAUGACCCAUCACAUCCGAUUCCUCCACCACCACCGAGAAAGAUAUUUCCUUUUGGAAAGACCUACAGCGUCGGUGACUCCAAAGAAUGGACGGUUCCUGAAGAGAGCGACUUCUAUAACAAGUGGAGCGAGGAGAAACAGUUUCAUGUGGGAGACAAUCUUCUCUUCUACUACGACAACGAAGUCGACGACGUCUUACAAAUCAGUGGUGAUCUUGAGUUCUUAUCUUGCGACCCGACUUCUCCUGUUGCCGUUCACAACACGGGACAAGAUCUCGUUAGGCUCACAAAACCGGGAAUCCACUAUUUCAUAAGCUCAAAGACUGAUCCUUGUGAGGCUGGGCUUAAGCUUCGAGUGGUUGUGGGACCACUACCCAAAGCUUAUGUUCCGAGGAAGAUGAUGAAGUUGUCACCUUUGGACCGUCUCAUCAAGUGGUUACAGACCUUCAGACCCCGACCACAUCACUAA
Thlaspi arvense is the source of this 855-nucleotide messenger RNA. Lineage: Eukaryota; Viridiplantae; Streptophyta; Magnoliopsida; Brassicales; Brassicaceae. The record is from the annotation of a GenBank genome assembly.